This is a messenger RNA of Syngnathoides biaculeatus (alligator pipefish), 8494 nucleotides long. RefSeq names its product hypermethylated in cancer 1 (gene hic1). Lineage: Eukaryota; Metazoa; Chordata; Actinopteri; Syngnathiformes; Syngnathidae. Gene Ontology annotation, molecular function: DNA-binding transcription factor activity, RNA polymerase II-specific; RNA polymerase II cis-regulatory region sequence-specific DNA binding; protein binding. Gene Ontology annotation, cellular component: nucleus. The record is from RefSeq and is a predicted model, not a curated record. Bases 154 to 2415 code for a protein of 753 amino acids. The transcript has 2 exons. Gene Ontology annotation, biological process: regulation of transcription by RNA polymerase II.
AAGUGGGUGGGAGGGAGGACGGACGUGAGCCCGCUGACGAGAGCUUUCCUAUCAAUUAAUAAUGAUAAAAAAGAGCUGGUGAAAAGGACGCUGGCAUGGCUCAGUGGAGGCUGGCACUCGGGACGUCAGAUAUGACUGCGGCAGCCUGCUGACAUGAUCAUUGAGGCAGACUCGGAUGGGAUGGCAGCAGACAUCGGGCAUGCAGGUGGCGGACUGAAGACGAUGCUGGAUGCCAUGGAAGUACCAAGUCACGCGAGGGAUCUCCUCCUGCAGCUUAACAGCCAGCGCACCAAAGGAUUCCUGUGCGAUGUCAUCAUUGUGGUGCAAAACGCUCUCUUCCGGGCACACAAAAACAUUCUGGCGGCCAGCAGCCUCUACUUGAAGUCCUUGGUGGUCCACGACAAUCUCAUCAACCUUGAUCAUGAGAUGGUGAGUCCAGGGGUCUUCCGGGUCAUUCUGGACUACAUCUAUACAGGACGUCUCACCGACGGGGACCCUGCCUCUCCCACUGAACCCAACCUGGGUGCUGUUUUGGCUGCGGCCAGCUACCUGCAGUUGCUUGACUUAGUAGCUCUGUGUAAAAAGAAACUAAAAAGAAAUGGCAAGUACCCUCCUCGCACCGCUCCGGCCUUCCUGCCUUAUGCAAAGAUGGGUGGAAUGGGGUUAGGCAACGGAGGACGCUACAGGGUUUCCACUCCUGUCAUCCAGUCCUGUCCUUCUGGGGGGAUUAUGAACAGCCACACGCCCCGGCCUCCACCCCUUGAGGAGCUUGUUCCACAUCGGCUCGCCAUCCAUGCUGGCGAGCUGUACGCUCCCACCUCCACCCAAGGCCCUCAGGCCUUCCCAUCCAUGCAAUCUGUGUUGCCGGCUCAGCUUAGUUUACGUUCGGCGCUACCGGAGAGGAACUGCUCCCCGAACUAUGGCCUGGAUCUCUCCAAGAAGAGUCCUAACUCUCAGUCUCAGCACACCGCCUCCCAGUCCCAUGUGGUCAGCACCCACAAUGAAGAGGAGCGAGAUGGGACCCCGAGCGGUCGCACAAGCCCCACACAAGGAGCCAAUGGCAGGGCCUUUCUGUCUGAAAAAAUGGAGACAGAUCAGACAAAUGCCGUCACUCCACCACCUUUUCCCCAUAACCAGCCCCUUGGCCCCCACCUGCCCCACCUUCAUCGCUCUGGCUCACAGGGCACAGACCGCUACCCCUGCCCGCCGAGCCCGGACACCCUCACUGAAAUCGGUGAGGCCGGAAGAGAACUGGGCAACAUCUACCGCUGGGUAAAACACGAGCCUCUGCCGUACACAGCAGAGGACGAGGAUGAAGAUGAGGAUGAGGAGGAAGGGGGUGAAAAUGGAGAGCGGCGUCACAACCACCACAAAGAAGAGAGCGAGGGGCCAGAUGACAAGAGUGGCUCUGGCACUGAGGAGACCGUCAGCAGUGAGGGCCGUCCGUCCCCUUCUGGACCCAUGGGGAGGUUCCAUGUUCCGUACGAGCCGGAGAGUUUCGGGGACAAUCUAUACGUGUGCAUCCCCUGUGACAAGGGCUUCCCGAGCUCGGAGCAGCUCAACGCGCAUGUGGAGACUCACACAGAGGAGGAGCUGUACGGCAACUCGGGUGGCGAGAUAGGAAACGGUAACAAUGGCAAAAACAUCAGCAGCAGCACCAACGGUUACGGCGGGUUGAGCGGGAGUGGCACCCUGAACAGCCUCUCCCACCUGGAGACAAAGUCCAGCCAGGCUUUGGCUUCAGGGGCCAUCGGGGAGAUGAUCCGUCCAUACCGCUGCUCCUCCUGUGACAAGUCCUACAAGGAUCCGGCAACCCUGCGGCAGCAUGAAAAAACCCACUGGCUUACCCGGCCGUACCCAUGCAGCAUCUGUGGCAAAAAGUUCACCCAGCGCGGCACGAUGACGCGCCAUAUGCGCAGCCACCUGGGCCUCAAGCCCUUCGCCUGCGACUCCUGCGGCAUGCGAUUCACUCGCCAAUACCGUCUCACCGAGCACAUGCGCAUCCACUCUGGGGAGAAGCCGUACGAGUGCCAAGUGUGCGGUGGGAAGUUCGCCCAGCAGCGCAACCUGAUCAGCCACAUGAAGAUGCACAGCAGCGGUGGCACGGCUGCCGGCCUGACCGCCGAGGGCAAGCUGAAGCUGGACUUUGCAGAGGGCAUCUACCCGCUGAGCAAGUACACUGCCGAGCAUCUGGGGCUCAAACAGGAGAAGGCGAAUGAGCUCCUUCUCCAGGCACAACAACAGCUGGUGGCUGACGCCAAGGCCAUGGAGAGCCUCUACCCGCUCUCCAAACUGGCGUCGGAGCACCUUGGGGUCCUCGGCCAUGAUAAAAUGGACGUCCUAUGCCAAGCGCUUCCCCCGCCCCAGCAGGGCCUCACUGAGGCCCGCACCAUUGACCGCUACUCACCCAGCUAAGACAAUCGACCACCACACGCCACACGCAGUAUUCAGACGCCGUUCACCUCAAGUAAAUAACCCCUGUGCACCUCAGACUGUCGACUGUAAGUGCCUUUCUAUGCAUGUAACCUUUGAAGCCUCCGACCAUGAGGAGCACUGUGCUAUCUAUCCUGUGACCAAGGGACACUCGCUUGAGAGCAGUAUUUAUGUCUGUGUAUGCAAAAAAAAAAAAAAAAAUUCCAGCCAUUGAGCCAAAGCAUCAAAAAUUUCUAAAAAUGUGCGUAUUUAUAUUUUUGUAUUAUGACAUCCAAAGAGAAGCUUAAACCUUUAAACCUGUGUUAUGAGAAUCAAACGUAAAUGAUCCAGGGUUUGUUGUGUACAGAUGUGAGCGCGUUGCCUCAUCUGGACUUCAAAAUGAUGGGAGUUUUGCUUUGAGUUUUCUAUGAUAUGUAAAUUUGGAGUCAAUGAUGGAUGAUCAUGUCUUCGGUGCAGGAAGCGUGGGUCCAGUUCCCGCUUAGAACGUGACUGUGAAUGGUUGUCUGUCGCUAUAUGUGCCUUGAUUGCCAACCAGUCCAGGGUAUGCUCUGCCUUUUGCCCUAAAUCCACUGGGAUCGGCUCCAGCUUCCAACCAUCCUGAAUGUGGGUAUCGAAAAUAUAUGUACUGUAUGUAUGGCUAGAUGGUGUUAAUUUCGGGUUAUUAAACAGUGGAUAACGCUCCAUCUUGUCCCCACAUGCAGUGGCUUUUUAUUUCCACAUUUUGUUUGCCCAUUUCCAGCAUUCGAAGCUUAUUGAUAACCCCAGAUUUUUCUUGAUGUCCCAUCAUUGUUUGUGAGUCAUGGCUAAGUGCACUCUAAUGAUCUCACGACUGCAAAAUGAUCGUACAUCCCCGACUAGUGAAAACACAAAAAUCCCGGUCCUUCAAUCUGGGCGUCGGUCCUUGCGACAGGAGUAAUUGCUCCAUUUACCACGAUUAAUUGCACAGCGCUAAUUGGGGCUCCCCUGAUUUGACCCCACCCGGUGUCAUGUCUGUGAGGCCCUGCUACAAUUGACAUGCCAAAGUGAGUGUUUAAUGCACACGCGCCUUAUCCCCGCCCCAUCUAUUUCACACACACUUAGCAAAGCUGCUAAUCUGUCAGCGAUACCAGCACUAGGCCCUGGUGGUAGUCCGGUCCAGCUGUUGUGCGGCGGUAAUCCCUAUGAAAUCCUGCUUUCUCUUGGACAAUUCGCAUACACCACGUCCCAUUUCAUGCCUGCCAUUCCCUCAGCACUACUUAUUCUAAUGCCUUGAAUACCACCCCCGCCAUCAACCCCCCCCCCCUCCCCGCGCAUCCCCGAUAUCAAAGCCACAAAAACAACAAGAAAUGCAUGUUUUUUCCAUGCAUUUGGGGGCCGAACACGAGUAGCAGUCAAAAAAAAAAAACAAGAGCACUUGAAGUUUGCGGCUUUGAAGGCACUUUUUUUUUCGUUAAAUUCUAAAUGUUUAUCCCAAAGAACAUCCAGAGAACUUUUCCUUUGGUUUUUUUCCCUCCAAUUUCACUCAUCGCUAAUUCAGAUCAUCUGACCACUAUCGUGCCAAUUUCAACCUCAGAGGGUGAAUGUGAAGACUUUAAAGCCAUAAACACACUGUGAUGGGCCGUAUGACUUGUAACGGAAAAAAGAUAAAAUGGAAAAAAAAAAUGUGCCUUACCUUUUGGGUUUUUUAUUUUUAUGUAACGGCCGUUUUAAGGCAGCGGUGGGGAACCUUUUGAAAUUUAUGAACCGAAAACAGAGCUCUUGUGGGUUAAAUGUUUUGGGGGAUUUUUACUAUAUAUAUAUAUGUAUAUAUAUUUUUUUUUUUUUUUUUAAGUUGUUUUAAUAAUCCAUCGGAAUGCAUGUGUUCCCCACCCUUGCUUCGAGGGGUUUCAUUUGUGUAACAUAUGUACAAUAGCCAACCUCUUGUUUCUGUCACUUUUACUUGUCCAACCAAAGUAGUGCAAAUGAAAACUGGUGCUUACCUCAGGACCACACAGACACACACACACCACACACACACACACACACGAGAUAUAGCAACAUCUACACACAUAUAGACACACAAUUGUUGUUUUGAAACCUGUGGUUACUGUCUCUUUAUACAUUAGUUUUACAGCAGAGCGAUGACAUUUGAUAUUGCUUUUUUUAUUGUUAUUAUGAUUAUUAUGAUGUGUCGUACACUUUCCAUUGUGUUGUCCUCCAAAAAAAAAACAAAACAAAACAAAAAAAAAAAAAACAAGAGGCGUCUGCGGGUCUGCCCCGGUCGGUGGCUGUCUUCACGGGCUGUCUGUGAACGUCAGAACCGCACUCGGGGCUGAGCGCCAUGCCAUGUUGAUGUUGUUUGGGUUUAGAGUGAAGCUUCCAGGGACUUUUUACAGUCCGUUUGACACAGUGUUUGAGAGUUUGCGACAACACAUACACAUAUAUGCAGUAUACACACACACACACACACACAAGGGAGUCCUGCGUGUGUUUGGAGGACACUUUUUUCGGUUUUUGGAUUUUAUUCUUUGACGUGUGUUUAUUUUUUUAUGAGUGUGGUAAUUUGAGCCAUUCAUUCACUAGUUUUAAUAAAAUCUUCCCCCCUUCUUUCAUUGUUAUAAACACAAAUUUUCCUCUGGCGCUCUAAUUAUAAGCAAGGAUGGGAAGGGUUAGAUAAAACCUUUUUUAUAACGUGACGCUCCAAUGAAUACGCAUGCACGCACACAUGAACUCACAAACAAACAAAAAGAAGCUAGAUGAGCUCAAAAUUUUGACCAUGGUUUAGUUACCUCUACCCUACAAUACGUCCCCCACCUUUCCCCCAAAUGAACACCAGUCUUAGAUGGCUAAAAUACUCCAACCCUGCACUCAUGUAUGUACAGGUAUAGUUACUUUGUUAAUGAAUACUCUGGAGGAAGUAGACAUACUGAUUUAAUUCCUUUACAUAAAGUUAAAAAUCACCCAGACUGAAAUGUAUUAAAAGGUCAUUUAUUUUGGCUAUUUAGACCUCCACAGUGUGCCUCUCCAAUAUAUAUAUUUAUAUCGUAUCAAAGUGUCAAUCUCAUUUCUGAAACCGCCUUGGUUUUGCCAUACGAUUGUAUAGAAAAGUCCCCUCUGACAGCUACUUCUGUUUGACCCAGUUUUCUAUCCGCUUUGUCCAUAUUUGGAUUAAGAACCCCCCCACCUCUUUGCUCUGAUUGGUUGCCUACAUGUAGCAGAGCCACUUGUGAAAGCACACGUGUUUGUUAUGUUGACAGCCUUUGCGGGGAGCGUAGAGGUAGGCUAAGAUGAACGUAGAUAAGCUCGAGAAAUUCAAAUGGGCUGAUUUCAGGCUUCUCAGCAGAAAAAAGUCUCGUACUCAGGAAUGCUUGGAUGAUUAUAAUUCAAAUUUCACUUUAAAGGAGGAACCGCAGAGAAAAUAUCACAUCCCAAACACUAGGAAAAGUUGCUUUGGCAAAAUACAGAACCCUUUAAGUUUAUCAGUAAAGAGUAAACAUAUAUAUUUAACAAUUGAAAACAAUUCCUGCUUUGACAACUUAGCAGAAUGUAAAAAAAAAAUUUGCAUCCAAAAUAGUUUCUUUCAUUAAAUUAAACCGCGCUUGUUGUUUUUUAAGUCAAAUGCUCAAUAGCUCUGGUUCAAGCUCUUAUGCUAUCGAAGCAGUGUUCCAGGAAAUUUGCUAACAUUGCAAAUUGACAAACACAAAAGUACUAAAUUAGCUAAUUAGGAGAACAGAAAAAAAAUAAAAUCUGUCUUUGAAUAUUUAAUACAUUAAUUUUGUGGGUUUUAGGCUGGGAUUAGCCAUCAAUCACAUUUGGAGCUGACAACAUCUCCGAUCAAUCAAAAAUGUCAGCUUUUUUAUGUUGUGCCGUCAUCUGUGGAGGUGAAACAACUAAUUAGCCUUUUUCGACAAACCAAGUCGAAAAUACAAAUAUCUGUUUUCCAUCAUAUGCAGUAGAGUCAAAGGAGAACGUCAGAAAUGUAAAUAAUCAGCCAACAUAAACUUUUUGAAGGGUUGUCUGAGGACGUACAGUACGUAAGUGAGUGAGGUGCUUUUGUCGAUCACUAUAGGAGCCGGAAGCGUUCGCUUGUCUGUUUAUGCCAUCGGAGCGUGCGAAGCAGGGCCAAAUAAACGUUCUGGGAAUUAAGGCGGGUGCAAAGGAGACGAGCCGAGGAGCAGGAAGUGAACUUUUGGCUGUGGCGCAGGAUGUGUUGAGGCAGAUAGAGAAGGAGAAGAGCCAGGACGAGAGCAAGCAGGGUGGAGCCCGAGCCAUUGUCCGCCUAUGAAAAGGCUGCGCGAAGUUCUGAAACGCUCCAUUCACAAAACAAGUCGACGGUAUCUUCGCUUUUCCUUCCCCUCUCCUCUCGUUUGGGAAUAACCCCAUGCUCAGUGUCACGGUGAUACGGCAGCACGCACUGGAAGGCGUUCAAGUGCUUUGUGGUGAGGAUGUUGUGGAUUUUUCGUUAAUAGUGGGGUACCAGUCGUUUAGGUAGGCUACACACCAGGAAAAGUACAGAAUACUUAUUUUAAAAAAAUUAAUUUCUCUUCCAAAGGCAAUGUUAUAAACCGCACAGACUACACAAAUCAUUUUUCAUUCAUUAUAACACGUCACAACUGUAAAAACAGUUGAGCAGAAGACUUAACAUAGAUCAACUGAACUGCACAAGUUACUCUCCCUCACGUUUGUCACUCGUUGCUGGGCUGAGUUUUUAGCGCUCAGCUAAUCCUGCCUCAUAGACAAAUGCAAAAGGUAAGCUAUAUAGCUAAGUUAGCUAACAUUGCUCAAAUUGUUUCCCUUAACCAUAUCACAUUCAUCACGUUGCUUGCUGCUAGGCACAGUUCAUAGGGCUGACCCCAUCCUGCCCCAAGGACCAAUGGGAAAUUUAUAUGAAAAAUACUCUCAAAACAGCACUUUUAAGAUUAUAACAUAUGUUUGUAGGUGGCAUGGCGUAGGACUGGUUAGCACAUCUACGCAACUGUUCCUCAUCUGUGUGGAGUUUGCAUGUUCUCCCCGUGCCUGUGUGGGGUUUCUCCGGGUACUCUGGUUUCCUCCUACAUGUCCAAAACAUUCAUGGUAGGUUGUUUGAAGACCCUAAAUUGCCUGUAGGUGUUAGUUUGUUUAUACUGUAUGUGGCAUUGUGAUUGGCAGGUGAACUUAUUCAGGGUGUUCUCCGCCUAUCGCCCGGAGUCAGCUGGGAUAGGCUCCAGCAUGCCCAUGAUCUUAGUGAGGAUAAGCGGUAAUGAAAAUUACCAUGCUCGAAAGUUCUUUUUAAAUCUUCACAUUUCUCUUGCAAUGUCCAAAAUCGCACAUAAUGAAAAAUGAUUGUCUAAAUCUUCACAAUAACUUUUAAUUUUUGAGCAAUGGGGGAAAAAAACAUAAGAAAAUUACUUGCCAAAACAAAAUUUUUCUGCUCUCUAAGUAUUAAAUUCUCACAGCCACGUUGCUAUUGUCACAUUUUUUUAAAACUAUUAUCAAUGUUUCACACACAAUUUUAAAAUUUUCUGAGAAAGCCCACAUAAAGGUCAUGAGCAAUUAAUUUUAUUUCCAUUUCCAUCAGUUUUUCUAUGAUGCCUGCCCUCUUCAAGCAACUUCCUAAUAUAUAUGUAUAAAACGUGAUCAUUUGUCUUUGAUGAUUGCAUUUAUUUGGAACAAAAAAAGCGCCGUUGGCCUCCAGCGUAGUUUUAAAAGCAGCUGCUUUGAAAGUGAUGAAGAAGGCUUUUAUGAAAUUCCAUUAAUUAGACAAAUCCAAAUAAAAGCUUUAAAAAUAUUUAAUCAUGUAUGAUUUCUAAGUCAUUGAGAGACCCAUAACUUUUAUAACACUAACAGGAUAGAUGUUUAAAAAAAAAAAGAUGGUCUGGAUGAGUUCCAGCAGCCAAGUUGGACAUUGGCUUUAAAAGCCUUCUACCAACAAAUUGGGGGGGAAAAAAAGCCGCGUCCAAAGGAGAGAAGCACUAACCCGACGUUACUUAAAAAAGAAAAAAUAUGAGCGUCUUUGCAGUUUUAUGGAUUCACAAACCGGUUUUGCAACGUUGCCUUUUAGUGUGGAUAAUCAUAGGGGUCAAAAGCCACUAUUGUCCGAUGCCUAUUUAGUUUUUUUUUUUUU